Molecule: messenger RNA, 2003 nt
Organism: Lacerta agilis (Sand lizard)
Lineage: Eukaryota; Metazoa; Chordata; Lepidosauria; Squamata; Lacertidae
Product: zinc finger protein 777-like
Exons: 6
Coding region: 141-2003 (620 amino acids)
Biological process (GO): regulation of transcription by RNA polymerase II
Cellular component (GO): nucleus
Molecular function (GO): RNA polymerase II cis-regulatory region sequence-specific DNA binding; DNA-binding transcription activator activity, RNA polymerase II-specific
Source: RefSeq, a predicted model, not a curated record
UGGCGCCGGUUCCCCUCCCUCCGCACCCCGCCUCCCCGCUUUGCAAAGCCGCUCCCGACAUGCUCUGAGCUGCGGAUCCCAGCGCCGGCCCUCCGCAUCAGCUCCGGACGGAUUCCUCGCAGGGACCCUCCGGAGGCGCCAUGGCCGAGUGGGCGCCCGCGCAGGCUCCGGAACGGGACGCUGAAUCGCGGGGGGCUCCGUCUUCCCUGCAGUCCCCCGCCGUCCUCGAGUGGCCGGCGGGGCAGGCGACAGAGGUGUCUGUUUGGACGCUGGUGGCGGCCGUCCAGGCGAUGGAGAGCAAAGUCAACGCUUUGACAUCUCGGCUGCUGAGCCUGGAGGGCAGGGCAGGGACGGCGGAGAGGAAGAUCUUUGAGUGCGAGAAGACGGAGCUGGAGAUCGGGAACCAGCUGGAGGGCAAGUGGGCGGUGCUGGGGACCCUCAUCCAGGAGUACGGCUUGCUCCAGAGGAGGCUGGAGAACCUAGAGAACCUGCUCAAGAACCGCAACUUCUGGAUCCUGAGGCUCCCGUCCGGGUUCAACGGUGAAGCCCCCAAGGUGCCGGUGGCGUUUGGUGGCAGCGCAGCCUUUUCCCAGGAGGAGCGGGAGAAAAUGGAGGACUGGCAGAAGGAACUCUACAGGAACGUCCUGAAGGGGAACUACGAAUACUUGAUCUCUCUCGAUUAUGCAAUCUCCAAACCAGAUAUUCUGUCCCGGAUGGAACGAGGGGAGGACCUGGGUCCCGGCGAACAGCAGGACAAAGACUCCAGGGAGAACCUCGGGGAUGCCAGCGUGGCUGAGAACCCCCUGCAGAAGCAGCAGAAACAUCAGAGAAGCGCGGCUCUAACAUUUGUCCCAGUUCAUGGAUCUUUCUCAAGGAAGGAAGAAACCCCAUCUUCUCCCAUCUCCUCUGCAGGCUCUCCGGAGUCCAUCUCCGAAGCUGCCUCCUCCUCCUCGCAGGUAAAACAAGAGCAGGAUCCUUUGGCGCAGGAGGAAGAGGAGGAGGAGAGUCCAGGAAGCAAAAUAGCCCCAGUUGACAGCUGGCUGAUGCACCAAAAAUGGGGAUCCCCUGAGGAGCUGGAGCCCCACUGGACUCUGGUAGAGAGAUCGGAAGAGAACGUCUACCAGGACGUGAACGGCAGCUAUGGUCUGGGUCAAGUGUCACCCCAGGGCUUCCCCGAACAAGUCUCCCCCGGGGCGCCAGAGAGGGAUCCUGGGCCGCCCAACGGACCUCACCUCCGGCGGGGUUCCCCUGAGCAGCCCUACAUCUGUGCCGACUGCGGGCACACCUUCGUCCGGAAGGAGAAUUUCACCCGUCACCGCCGCUCCCACCUGGGCGAGAGGCCUUUCUCCUGCCGCGAGUGCGGGAAGGCCUUCGUCCACCAGUCGACGCUGACUACCCACUACCGCACCCACACCGGGGAGAAGCCCUACGGCUGCGCUGAGUGCGAGAAGCGCUUCGGCCGCCUCUCGACCCUGGUGGAGCACCAGCGGACGCACACCGGGGAGAAGCCCUACGCCUGCGGAGAGUGCGAGAAGCGCUUCGGCCGCCUCUCCACCCUGGUGGAGCACCGGAGGGCGCACACCGGGGAGAAGCCCUACCAGUGCGCCCAGUGCCACAAGCGCUUCACCCGAAUGACCAACCUGACGGUGCACCAAAACACCCACGGCGGAGAGAGGGCCUAUUCCUGCACGCGCUGCGGGAAGAGCUUCCCCCAGAAGGCCGGCUUCCUCAAACACCUGCGUUCCCACGCCCGGGAGAAGCUCCACCAGUGCCAGGACUGCGCCAAGAGCUUCGCGUGCAGCUCCUGGCUGCUCCGGCACCAGGCCGUGCACUCGGGCGAGCGGCCAGAGGGUCUCUCCCGCUGCCACGUCGGCGGCAAGGCCUUCCGCUGCCAGCAAAGCCUGAAACUGCACAAGAGCGGCCAUGCCGCCGCAGCAGGCGGCCCGUGGGCGACGCAUCCUGACAGCCAGGCUCCUUUCGUGAAAACGGAGGAGGUGGGGUGA